ACCCUCACCCCCGAAAAAUCUCACAAUAGUUCCAAUUCCAUCUUCAUCUUGUUGUUGUUGAUGCUGUCUAGUGGAAGCUUCAAUGAACAUGGCGGUUUUAGAGACGAAGAGAAAAGCUCAUGUAAAUGGAGUAAAGGGGUUUGGAUUAUGAUUUAUGUUAAAGCAAAUAUGAGCCACACAUGUGGUGGAAGUUGCAUGGAGCGAAGGCUAACUAAAGGAAGCUACAAUUUCCUUAACCCCAUGGCUCAAUACAAAACAAAAGGAGUGUUUUCUUUCUUAUUAUUUACUUCCCAAUUAUAUUUUAAUAAUUUUUUUAAAAUACUUAAUUAUCGUACAAAAAUCAAAUUUAUUCUAAUUACCCUUAUGUUAUUUAAUUUCUUUUGUAAAAAUCUUUAAGAUGGACCAAGUAUAGUACGUACAAUAUUAAAUCAUAAUUAAGCAAGAAUACGAUUUUAACCUAUUUAAAGUACUGAUUAAAUUACAAAUUAUAAGUCAAAAUAGUAUGGUUUGCAGGCGUGGUAUGCACAGACAGAGGCGAGACAUCUCUACGUUUUACAUCGCAGGUUUUCCAGACGGGACAUAAACAACCGGAGAUGGUUGGUCGAAGGUUUGCAGGCGUGGUAUGCACAGACAGAGGCGAGACAUCUCUACGUUUUACAUCGCAGGUUUUCCAGACGGGACAUGUAAACUGGAUCUACAUGGGGUUUUUGACGCAUUCGGGCAAGUAUCGGACAUCUAUAUUGGAGGGAAGAAGAACCGACGCAACCAAAACUUUGCUUUUAUUCGGUAUGCAGGUGUGAAGGAUAUACAAGAUAUGGAAAAGAAGAUGAACGGUAUUAGAUGUCGUGGUGUAUCCCUAAUCGCUAACCUUGCAAAAUACCAAGCGGAGAAUCCUGACACUGGUCGAACUACCAGUGGCAAAUCAAAGGUCUCGGUCCCCAAACCGGGGAUCAAAAUUGGAAGUAGGGAUUCAAGGACCUAUGCGCAGGCGGUUGCUGGAACAAAUGCAGUUCGAAGUGGUAAUUCCCCCCCUAUUCCACUUAAUGCAAAGACUGCCAUGUGUGAAUGGAUCAAGAAGACCCUACUGAUUGGCGAAGCCCACAGCCUUGAUCACAUAGCAAACUUGCCAAACCAUACUUUCACGCAUGAAAACACUAGAUAUCUCGGUGGUCUUAAGCUUGGAAUUAAAUUUGGUUCGUCAAAGGAGGCCAGAGAAUUCUUAGAAGACAGACCAAGGUGGCAUGAAUGGUUCAAGUGGCUAAAGAUAGAUGCAGAUAAAGAGGUACAAUACGAAAGACUAGCCUGGCUAAGGAUUACCGGGGUUCCUCUCAGAUUUUGGGACACGGACAAUUUCUCCUUAAUUGCUGGUCGCUAUGGUCAGGUUAUUAUUCCAUUCGACAGCAUCUUCGAUAGAAGAGACCUAUCCAUGGGUAAUGUGGGUAUUAUAACAUCACUGAAGAAUUGGAUCAAUGAAGAGGUCAAAAUCUACGUCGAGGGUGAAACGUACAAAGUGGGUGUCGUCGAGUAUACUGAAGGUUGGUCUCCCUUUAAACCUGGGCAUUUCGAUAGAGCGGAAGACGAUCUGAAAGCAGAGGAUAGUGAAUUCGACAGCGAAGAAGAUGGUAUAUCUGAUACAUGGAUACCAGAGUACGCUAACGAUCUUGAGGAAGGAGAAUUCCGUUCCGACGAUGAACCAGGAACACAGCUGGAGAAGUCUAACAGGCAGGCGAUGGGAGGCAAUGCCCCGGUGAUCGUUGAGAACUCAAACGUCGCAUCGCACGAUACUAUUGGUGCAAUUCCCCAAAAAGAUGUCAACCUGGAGCCUAUUAAUGAGUCGGUUGCAAUUCCACAUGUGACGAAUCGGAUGGUAUAUUCUCGGUGGCAAUCGUCCGACAGCUGGUAGACAAGCUGCACACGGUCUGCCCAGUUGCCCCUGUGAUUACUUGGAGCAAAUUAGUACCGAUUAAGGUUAUUAGUAUGGUUUGGCGAGCUGCACAGCUACGUAUUCCAACUGCUACAGCCUUGGAACGGAGGGGUAUUUCAGUCAGCUCAACAUUAUGUUGCUCGUGUAUUGGUUGCCCUGAAUGCGCUGAUCAUGUGCUAAUCAACUGUCCGUUUGCUUACAUGAUCAGAUCCUCCAUAUGGAGCUGGUGUGGAAUUACUAAUCUGUAUGAUUCUAUCAAAACCAUUAGUGACCUGUUACAUUUUGCUAGCAAUUGGGGUGGGAACAUAAAGAAAAGGCAACGAUUCAUUGCGAUUUGCUACGGCAUGCUAUG
This is a messenger RNA of Lactuca sativa (garden lettuce), 2276 nucleotides long. Its product is annotated as transcription factor PCL1. Gene Ontology annotation, biological process: regulation of DNA-templated transcription. Gene Ontology annotation, molecular function: DNA binding; RNA binding; DNA-binding transcription factor activity. Gene Ontology annotation, cellular component: nucleus. NCBI's taxonomy places the organism in Eukaryota, Viridiplantae, Streptophyta, Magnoliopsida, Asterales, Asteraceae. The record is from RefSeq and is a predicted model, not a curated record.